AUGACACAUAAAAUACGGCAUAAAAAAUUGGUGACGUUUGCAGACGUGAAGCGACACUGUGGUAUGUGUCGACAACAUGGCGUGGUGGUCGAGACACGUGGCCAUAUCUGCCAGUUCAAAAACUGUGAAUGCGAUAAGUGCAAGCUCGUCCGUAAACGACGAUCCAUAAUGUCAACACAGAUCCGCCUACGCCGCGAACAAGACAAAAGAUUCCAGAGAAAAACGAUUGCCUCUGAAGCCGACGUCGUGCCAUCUAAUGGUGUCUUUGAGCCGGAGAAGCGACACGAUAUCAGUCUGUGCUAUUUCUGUCAAAAGUGCAAGAAUCACGGAGUCCUGAUGUGGAAAAAGGAUCACAAACGGAGCUGCGAAUAUGCGAACUGUCGUUGUGAACAGUGUGAUCUUAUUGAUACCAGGAGAGCACUGGAUCGACAUAUAAAGAACAGCAAGGAGGCCAAAUCAACAAACUCCUCCGACUACGGCUCAUCUAGUUCGUCUGAAGAGUACAGUUCUGGAAGCGACAGCAACACUGGCUCGCUGCCUUUCGUCACCAUGCCGGUCUCUUUGGCAUGCAGUACAAAAACGAUUCCUCUACUUCCAACCUCCGACAUUCCUCUGCUGAAGCCAGCGAUAAACACCAACGGUUCGUUGUUGUUGCCUGGCAUACCUUCGGCAUUCCUGCCACCUUCCCCU
Cooperia oncophora is the source of this 690-nucleotide messenger RNA. The record is from the annotation of a GenBank genome assembly. NCBI's taxonomy places the organism in Eukaryota, Metazoa, Nematoda, Chromadorea, Rhabditida, Trichostrongylidae.